Equus caballus (horse) is the source of this 8228-nucleotide messenger RNA. Lineage: Eukaryota; Metazoa; Chordata; Mammalia; Perissodactyla; Equidae. The record is from RefSeq and is a predicted model, not a curated record.
CACCACAGACCUGAUUUCUAUAUUGUAAAUUCCACUAAAGCAGCUCUCAUGUGUAUAUAUAUGUUCUAAUAUCAUGCCUGACACAUAGCAGGUACUUAGUAAAUAAUUAUUGAAUAAAUAAAUGGAUGCCACUUAUUUUCUUAAAAACAUGCAUCCUUAUUUUCAACAGAAUAAAUUUUAAAUUCGUUAAUAUGACAUACAAAGUCCACGAUAAUCUGAUUGAUUUACCUUUCCAACCUCAUCUGCAUUAUUCCCCUUUUCCCGUCUUACCCACACUAGUCUGCUUGAAGUUUCCUGAAAAUACUGUAAUAGGAUAUUAAAGAAAACAGGAUAUUAAUUUGAAGAUUGGGCCAAGAUUCUAGGGCAGCAGAUAUUACCACUCAGUAGAGUUAUAUUCUGAGAAUAUACAAUAAAGCUGCUUUCCUUGUGUGUGUGUGUGUGUAUGUGUGUGUGUGUGGCUACUGUAGCAAUAAAUAAUGAAAAGCCAGCUGUUUGAUAUGUGUGUGUGUGUAUAUAUUUCCAUUCAUUUUGUGAUUUCUAGAUUUAAGAUAUUAUAGUAGUCAGUACUUUUUUUUUGAUUAAAAAUCCAAACUUAAAUUAGCUUAAGGAAAAAAAAUUAUUGGCUUAUAUAACUGGGAAGUCCAGUAGAUGAUUGGAUACAGGGGCUCAAAGAAUGUCUUUAGGACUCUUCUCCUGUAUUCUCUUAGUUCUGCUCCUUUUAUUAGUUGGAUUCAAAAAUUUUUUUAUAUCUGCUCUGCAAUUGACAGAGACAGGCUGCUUACAUAUUUAGGCCACACUGUCCAAAGUUAGCAAUAUCAUCCUGUAUUUAUUACACCAGUAACAAAAGCAAUAGCAAUAGUAAUAAUAAUAGUAGUAAUAGCUAAUGUUAAAUUUAACACUUUUUAUAUGCCAGUUACUAUGCUAAGUUCUUUAUGUAUUUUGCUGUAUUUAAUCAUCAUAAUAGCUCCAUGAGGAAGGUGUUAUUAGUAGCUACAUUUUAAAGAUGAGGAAAUUAAGAGGAAGACUAAUUAAGUAACUUGCUUAAUCAUUCAGCUAGUUAGUGAUAGAGCCAAGCAAGAAUUAAAAUCCAGGCAGACUGUGUGUGUUACCACUAUGCUGUACUGUCUGCCCAGUAUCAAUUCGGAGAGGAAUUCUUAUUGUCUUUGCUUCAGUCACAUGCCCAUUUUCAGACCAAUUACUCUGUGCAGAAAAAUAAUGAUACUGUGUUUACUCAGAGCUGAAUUAUCUACCUGGCCCCAUCGGCAGCCUUAUUAGAAUGACGUAACAUGGAGGAGGGUUAUUCCCUAAAGAAAAUGAUCUUCGGCAUAUAAAAAACACACAUGUCCACUAAACAAACAUUUUGUUGACCAUGCUACUUAGCAACAGAGUUCCAUAUUAAACAUUGAAAGCUCACUGGCAACUGUCAGAGGCUAACAUUAUCGUCAGUUUUGAUUGUAGACUACUUAAAUGUGUUGUGCUGCUUUUAGGGUCAAAGAAGAACACAAACCACAACCGACACAGUGGUUUCCCUUUAGUGGGAUCACUGAACUGGUAAAUAACGUUCUUCAGCCCCAGCAAAAACAACAAAAUGAAAAGGAGGCCCAGACAAAACUUCAUCAGCAGUUCGAAUUGUAUAAGGAGCAGGUCAAGAAGAUGGGAGAAGAGUCACAGCAGCAGCAAGAGCAGAAGGGGGAUGCCCCAACCUGUGGUAUCUGCCACAAAACAAAGUUUGCUGAUGGAUGUGGCCAUAAUUGUUCCUAUUGCCAAACGAAGUUCUGUGCUCGUUGUGGAGGUCGAGUGUCAUUACGCUCAAACAAGGUUAUGUGGGUAUGUAAUUUGUGCCGAAAACAACAAGAAAUCCUCACUAAAUCAGGAGCAUGGUUUUAUAAUAGUGGAUCUAAUACACCACAGCAACCUGAUCAAAAGGUUCUCCGAGGACUGCGGAAUGAGGAAGCGCCUCAGGAGAAGAAAGCAAAACUACAUGAGCAGGCUCAGUUCCAAGGACCCUCAGGUGACUUAUCUGUACCUGCAGUGGAGAAAAGUCGAUCUCAUGGGCUCACAAGACAGGAUUCUAUUAAAAAUGGGUCAGGAGUGACGCACCAAAUUGCCAGUGACAUAGCUUCAGACAGGAAAAGAAGUCCAUCAGUGUCCAGAGAUCAGAAUAGAAGAUACGACCAAAGGGAAGAAAGAGAGGAAUAUUCACAGUAUGCUACUUCGGAUAGCGCGAUGCCUAGAUCUCCGUCAGAUUAUGCUGAUAGGAGGUCUCAACAUGAACCUCAAUUUUAUGAAGAAUCUGAUAAUAUAAAUUACAGGGACUCCAACAGGAGAAGUCAUAGGCAUUCGAAAGAAUAUAUUGCAGAUGAUGAGGAUGUAGAGAGCAGAGAUGAAUAUGAAAGACAAAGGAGAGAAGAGGAAUACCAGGCACGCUAUCGAAGUGAUCCGAAUUUGGCCCGUUAUCCAGUAAAGCCACAGCCCUAUGAAGAACAAAUGCGUAUUCAUGCUGAAGUGUCUCGAGCAAGGCAUGAGAGAAGGCAUAGUGAUGUUUCUUUGGCAAAUGCUGAACUGGAGGAUUCCAGGAUUUCUAUGCUAAGGAUGGAACGACCAUCAAGGCAAAGAUCUAUAUCUGAACGUAGAGCUGCCUUGGAAAAUCAGCGAUCUUAUUCAAUGGAAAGAACUCGAGAGGCUCAGGGACCAAGUUCUUAUCCACAAAGGACCACAAACCAUAGUCCUCCUACCCCCCGGAGGAGUCCAAUACCCAUUGAUAGACCAGACCUGAGACGUACUGACUCACUAAGGAAACAACACCACUUAGAUCCUAGCUCAGCUGUAAGGAAAACAAAACGGGAAAAGAUGGAAACAAUGUUAAGGAAUGAUUCUCUUAGUUCCGACCAGUCAGAGUCCGUGAGACCUCCACCACCAAAGCCUCAUAAAUCAAAGAAAGGGGGUAAAAUGCGCCAGGUUUCACUGAGCAGUUCAGAGGAGGAAUUGGCUUCCACACCUGAAUAUACAAGUUGUGAUGACGUUGAGAUUGAAAGUGAGAGUGUAAGUGAAAAAGGGGACAGUCAAAAGGGAAAAAGAAAAACUAGAGAGCAGGCAGUUUUGUCGGACUCUAACACCAGGUCUGAGAAACAAAAGAAAAUGAUGUACUUUGGUGGCCACUCUUUGGAAGAGGAUUUGGAAUGGUCUGAGCCUCAGAUUAAGGACUCUGGGGUAGAUACCUGUAGUAGCACAACCCUUAACGAGGAGCAUAGCCAUAGUGAUAAGCACCCUGUGACGUGGCAGCCAUCUAAAGAUGGAGAUCGUUUAAUUGGUCGCAUUUUAUUAAAUAAGCGUCUAAAAGAUGGAAGUGUACCUCGAGAUUCAGGAGCAAUGCUUGGCUUGAAGGUUGUAGGAGGAAAGAUGACUGAAUCAGGUCGGCUCUGUGCAUUUAUUACCAAAGUAAAAAAAGGAAGUUUAGCUGAUACUGUAGGACAUCUCAGACCCGGUGAUGAAGUGUUAGAAUGGAAUGGAAGGCCAUUGCAAGGAGCCACAUUUGAAGAAGUAUAUAACAUCAUUCUGGAAUCCAAACCCGAACCACAAGUGGAGCUUGUUGUUUCAAGGCCUAUUGGAGAUAUACCUAGGAUACCUGAUAGCACACAUGCACAACUGGAGUCCAGUUCUAGCUCAUUCGAAUCUCAAAAAAUGGAUCGUCCUUCUAUUUCCGUUACCUCUCCUAUGAGUCCUGGCAUGUUGAGGGAUGUUCCACAGUUCUUAUCUGGACAACUUUCAAUAAAACUAUGGUUUGACAAGGUUGGUCACCAAUUAAUAGUUACAAUUUUGGGAGCAAAGGAUCUCCCUUCCAGGGAAGAUGGGAGGCCAAGGAACCCUUAUGUUAAAAUUUACUUUCUUCCAGACAGAAGUGAUAAAAACAAGAGAAGAACUAAAACAGUAAAGAAAACGUUGGAGCCCAAAUGGAACCAAACAUUCAUUUAUUCUCCAGUCCACCGGAGAGAAUUUCGGGAACGAAUGCUGGAGAUUACCCUUUGGGAUCAAGCUCGAGUUCGAGAGGAAGAAAGUGAAUUCUUAGGAGAGAUUUUAAUUGAAUUAGAAACAGCAUUAUUAGAUGAUGAACCACAUUGGUACAAACUUCAGACCCAUGAUGUCUCUUCAUUGCCACUUCCCCACCCUUCUCCAUAUAUGCCUCGACGACAGCUCCAUGGAGAGAGCCCAACACGCAGGUUGCAAAGGUCAAAGAGAAUAAGUGAUAGUGAAGUCUCUGACUAUGACUGUGAUGAUGGCAUUGGUGUGGUAUCAGAUUAUCGACACAAUGGUCGAGAUCUUCAAAGCUCAACAUUAUCAGUGCCAGAACAAGUAAUGUCAUCAAAUCAUUGUUCACUAUCAGGGUCCCCUCACAGAGUAGAUGUCAUAGGAAGGACUAGAUCAUGGUCACCCAGUGUCCCUCCUCCACAAAGUCGGAACGUGGAACAGGGACUUCGAGGGACACGCUCUGCUACUGGACAUUAUAAUACGAUUAGCCGAAUGGAUAGACAUCGUGUCAUGGAUGACCAUUAUUCUCCAGAUAGAGACAGGGAUUGUGAAGCAGCAGAUAGACAGCCAUAUCACAGAUCCAGAUCAACAGAACAACGGCCUCUCCUAGAGCGGACCACCACCCGCUCCAGAUCCACUGAGCGUCCUGAUACAAACCUCAUGAGGUCGAUGCCUUCAUUAAUGACUGGAAGAUCUGCCCCUCCUUCACCUGCCUUAUCGAGGUCUCAUCCUCGUACUGGGUCUGUCCAAACAAGCCCAUCAAGUACUCCAGUGGCAGGACGAAGGGGCCGACAACUUCCACAACUUCCACCAAAGGGAACAUUGGAGAGAAAAGCGGGAGGUAAAAAGCUUCGGAGCACUGUCCAGAGAAGUACAGAAACAGGCCUGGCUGUGGAAAUGAGGAACUGGAUGACUCGACAGGCAAGCCGAGAAUCUACAGAUGGCAGCAUGAACAGCUACAGCUCAGAAGGAAAUCUGAUUUUCCCUGGUGUCCGCUUGGCCUCUGAUAGCCAGUUCAGCGAUUUUCUGGAUGGCCUUGGCCCUGCCCAGCUAGUAGGGCGCCAGACUCUGGCUACACCUGCAAUGGGUGACAUUCAGGUAGGAAUGAUGGACAAAAAGGGACAGUUGGAGGUGGAAAUCAUUCGUGCCCGUGGCCUUGUUGUAAAACCAGGUUCCAAGACACUGCCAGCACCAUAUGUAAAGGUGUAUCUAUUAGAUAAUGGAGUCUGCAUAGCCAAAAAGAAAACAAAAGUGGCAAGAAAAACGCUGGAACCACUUUACCAGCAGCUAUUAUCUUUCGAAGAGAGUCCCCAAGGAAAAGUUUUACAGAUCAUUGUCUGGGGAGAUUAUGGCCGCAUGGAUCACAAAUCCUUUAUGGGAGUGGCCCAGAUACUUUUAGAUGAACUGGAGCUAUCCAAUAUGGUGAUUGGAUGGUUCAAACUUUUCCCCCCUUCCUCCCUAGUAGAUCCAACCUUGGCCCCUCUGACAAGAAGAGCUUCCCAGUCAUCUCUGGAAAGUUCAACUGGACCUUCUUACUCUCGUUCAUAGCAACUGUAAAACUGUUGUCCAUAGCAACCAGCGUUACAAAAAAAAAAAAUCACAGGUCGCAAACCCUGGUAACACUGCAUGCUUAAUGUUGUGUCUUCUGAGCCUGUUUCUAGGGAUACAAAGCGAUCCUGUGUUCUCAGAGGAAGUUGCACACAUUGUGCCCUAAAGAAGGCCCUCAGGUGAAAGAGCAGAGCUAUGAAGAACUAUCAGGUUUAGAGUUCAAUACUACUCGAGUUUUGGUCCAAUCUGAAGCCAUGGAUUAAUCUCAAAGAAUCAGUCAGUUUCAUGCAACAAAAGCCCUUUUCAAUGGCACCUUUAUAUUUUUAUCGUUCCUUUUUCUUCAUUUCUCUGACCCCAAAGCCCUGUUAUGCCACAGAAAUGGAGCUAUACAGCCAUUAAGCCAUGGUACAAGUCAAGGAGUGAAGUCCUAGGAAGCAUCAGGUAAAAAGCAGGGGACCCAAGAAGUGGUCCAGGACAAAACCUCAGCCCUCAUCUGGCCGGUGACCAGGAGCAGUCAGUCCAACGUGAACGGCGGUAGACUUCGCAGCUCCAGCAGGCAUGUCAUGCACUAAUGCCAAGAUGUGUUGGACUCUGAAAAACAAAAUUCUGUGGCUACACUGUACUGAAUGAAAUUAAAGAAACUUUUUUUUGCAUGGACACAGAUUAGCUGAAUAUUUAAAUUAUUUUCUUGAGGCUGCAACUUGCAAAAAAAAAGAAUAAAAAUCAGCCAUUUUCAACAAUUUAUAUUAUUUUUAAAAAUAAAUUUCACUAGUGCAUGGUUUUAAAAAGGGGAGAGAAUGCAACAGGGUGAUACAAAGAUACACCAUGUUUAUUCUUUGACCAUAGUCUGUGUUUUGGCAGACAUUACAAAUGAAAUACUUUCUAGAAGAUACUUAAAAUUCUCUUUAUGUGACAAAUAAGUAUAAUAUAUUCAAUUUAUUUCCAUGUUAAAUAUACAAAUCUUAUGAAGUUCAAUAUGUGCAAAUUGUUCACAUCUUUUCUCCUCUCCUCUAUCUCACUUUCCUCCUCUCCCUCUUUUAAUCUUCUAUUUUCUUUCUCUCUCCCAGAGUGAAUAUUAUACUAAAAAAUUACAAGUUUUUGACCUGAUACUCUCUUAUAUCCCAUGUUCGAUUCAGAGCCAUAGAUGCUUCUGAAUUUAUGAAUUUCUCAAGGGAAAAAAAACUGUUUAUGAGCUUUCUUUAUUUCAAGCAUGUUGAAAGGAUUUUGCAACAUGACUUGGGAGUACAUUAAAGUAAGUCAGCAUGUAUUUGAUAAAGAAGAUAUUUGAACUUUUGCAAUUUAUUGUACAGUGCAUGGUAAUUUUAUUUUCACCUUCAAAGUUCAGUUUACAGGAAAAUCCUAAAAUCAUGUGGCCAUUGUAAUGUCUAAUAAAUUUGUUUUUAGCACCAGCAUUAUUCAUACAGGGGUUAAAGUAUUAUUUCUAGAAGGUCUUAGGUUUUGUUUUUUAAUUAAUUAAAGCAGUUUCUUUAGUCAAUUUCCAUUUACUAUGUGAAUAGAAACACUGCUAAAAAUUUGGAGCCCUGAAACACAGGGCUGUUUAUUAAUUCAUUUUUCUGUAGUAAAAUUCAAUUUUUCACAAAUUAUAUUUCUAAAGAAAUAUAGUAAACAUAAAUUUGCAACAAAUAAUUUUAAAGCUCCAAUUUUUAGGUGACUCAAAGAAAGUCAAUCUGCCUAUUAACAGUUCUUUGAUGCCAUCACCAAAAGUCUACACACAAAAUCCCCUGAAGUCAAACCCCUGCCUUUGGUUUUACAGACAGUUGUUACCAUUGGGUGGUGCUGCAAGGUCAAAUUUCUCUUAAGUUCCCCUAGUUAGAGGAAAAGUCACUGGUUAAUGGAAGAAACCACACAUACUUUCUGUUUCUUUAUGUACACGUUGAUGACACAUCGUUAGCUGAUUUUGAUUUCUUAUAAUAACUUGUGAAAUCCACAUACACAUCGUUCGUUUAAAUUAAGGCCAUGCACAAAAAUUGCUUUCUUUUUUUUUUCCUUUUAAAUUCAGUACUGACCAUUAAAAAUUAUCAUGUUUGCUAUGGUGCAAAAGUUAAAAUGAGUAUCACUAAAAAUGCCUUCUCUUUAUGUGGUGCAAUAUGAAAUACACCGAGACUGUGUCUUGACAUUCUGAGAUCUAUGAUGGACCCAGGUAAAGUCGUUAAAGAACGAAUAAAACUUCAUGGAAAUAAUUUAGACACUUGUGUACCAGCAACAAUUGAUUUAAUAGACCUAUAGUGUCUAUACUCUCCCUUAGAAUAAACGUUUACCAUUUUCCUGAUACUAAGAUGCAGUCACAUAAUCUUUUGUGCAUAUUCCUAUAUAAAUUAUUUCUAAUUUUAAUAAGAAGGACAUGAGUGUAUGGAAUAUUUGUACAUACUUGUCAUUAUGCAGUAUUUAUUUAAAAGUUGGUGUAUUUUUUUUUAAUUUUCACAUGUCUGCACCUCGACUUGUGGUUUAGUCAUGUAAAUAGUACUAUUCCAGUGACCAUUGCUGCCCUGUACAUAGUAUGUUUUCAAAGUAAAGGGAAUUCCAGUUGCGAAAAAAAAGUGGGCAGAUUAGUCCUGUAAUGAACACCAACUAAUGUAAAUCAAAUUCAUUCUGGUGAUGGUAUUUAACACUUUAAAUAAAACAUUUUCUUUACA